Messenger RNA from Neoarius graeffei (lesser salmon catfish), 5195 nucleotides. It is a transcript of the gene anln, whose product is annotated as anillin, actin binding protein. Gene Ontology annotation, cellular component: actomyosin contractile ring. The transcript has 25 exons. Bases 41 to 3703 code for a protein of 1220 amino acids. Gene Ontology annotation, biological process: mitotic cytokinesis; septin ring organization; actomyosin contractile ring assembly. Lineage: Eukaryota; Metazoa; Chordata; Actinopteri; Siluriformes; Ariidae. The record is from RefSeq and is a predicted model, not a curated record.
AGCGGUGAAAUUCAAAAUUUGAACAGUAGCUCUAGUGUGUAUGUGCGCGUGCAGAGGAAGAUUUAGAAAGUUGUGGUUUCGGCUGCUCUAUCCGGAGAGGAAAACGGGUUUAGCGUUAAAUUGUUCUGGAAUGGAUCCUUUCACUGAGAAACUGUUGGAGCGCACACGAGCUCGCAGGGAGAAUCUUCAGAAGAAGAUGGCGGAGAGGCCCACAGCAGCCAACCGACAAAUGACCAAGCGGUCAAGAGAGCCACUUACAGAGACGAACAGCGUCGUCAGUCAGCCACCGGCUGAAAAAGUACUUCCUUCUUCCAAACCCUCUCCUUCUAAGCGUCGCUGCUCAGAGGAGAAUGCUCGUUUCAGUGGGGAAGAGAACAAGGAGCCUGUUGCUCUUCAGGUCACGGCUUCAGAGCCUGUAACAGACAAGAAGCCCCCCAUUGCAUCAAGCAGUAUCCACUUAGCCACAGUGGAGAGACGAGCUGUCCAUUCUAGCUCAGACUCGGGCACAGGGCUUGCACACCCGCCUCAAGUCACUGAGAAAAUGGAGGCUUGUCCUUCACAGACAAUAACAGGCUUCACAGAUAAGGUGAUGAAGCGUUCUGUGAUUGAGGAAAGCGGUGAAGUUCUCAAAGACACUCCUGCUCCCAUUCCAGCUGCCAGCAGCAUGAAGUCUCGCCUGCAGAGACUGGCAGAACAGAGGCAGUACUGGGACUCGGAGGGUAGUUUUGAGCCAGUUCCCAACAGUGCAGCCCUGUCCCCUGUUAAAUCCCAGAGGCUGGAGAUUGCUACUAAUCCAGCUCCAGCCAUCACGUCAGAGAAACCAUCAGGCAGGAAGGGCAGACUGGCAGACCUUGCUGCAACAAUCAGUUCCUGGGAAGAUGAUCUUGGGCAUCCAUCUACUUCCAGCAACAAUGCAAAAGGGCAGCCUAGUGCAGCUUGUGUUCCUUCUCCAGCACGUGUGGGAAUGGGUGCCAAUGUCAAGCCUGUUGCUGCUGCUGCACAACAAGCUAAGUCUGUCCAGCCAGUUGCUAGCAAGCCUGUCCACAGCACUCAGCAGCUGCCAGUUUAUUCUCCAGUCAGAUCAUCCAGAGUGAUUCCUCCAAGCCCUCAGAAGACUGAGGUGCCUGAGCCAAAACUGGCCAAAGGACACCUGUCCCCUGCAUCCAGCCCCUUGAAAAGCUUCUCUAGUCACCACUCCACUCCACUCCAAUCUGGAAGAGUCCCAUCUUCUCCUCAGGCUACCCAGUGUUCCCAAAGCCCUCUGAAGACUCAGGCCCCAUGCAAAGAACUUGGGCCAGGAAAAGUGGUUAAUGCAAGUCCUGCAAAAGCCAACGUUCCUACCAACCCUUCCUCCAGUGUAGUGCUCUCACAGGCUGCGGAGAGGCUGACCAAGGAUACAACACCCCUACAGAAAAGUGGCCCAAUUGGAUCUGCUGGGGGUGUGAAGUCAUUUUUGGAGCGUUUUGGGGAAAGGUGCCAAGAACGUAAUCAGGGUUCUCCUCUUAACGGCGUGGGUCUGGCUCGUACACCUGCUGUUACACCAUCAUCCGCUCACAAAUCGAGACUGCUUCAGGAGAGGCUUGCUGUCACGCAGGGAGCUUCCAGCACUGCCCUCCUCACCCAGAAGCAGAAAAUGGAACGUGAGGCAGAAUUGGCACAGGUUCGCAGUCGAUUUCAGAAUGGCAAGAUAUCGAAAAGCAGAGAGGAUCUCGCAGAGGACACAAAUAACCCAGAAUCUAAGAAGGUGGACGAUCCUAAUAAAAAGUCUGACCCAGUGCUUAACGAUGAGCCUUCAGCACCACUCCUGUAUAUUCCAGAAACGAAAUUCGGUGAAAAAGAAAAAUCAAAUAUAAAACCUGUCCCGUCAAGCCCGAUGAAGAAGGUUGAGUUUUCUCUCGAAAAUGCGGAAACGGACGAGGAAAGAGAAAAAGAAACAGAGGAGGAGAUACGAGAGACUGAGAUGAAUGUAGAUGGCUCCAUUAACUCCGAGGUCAUUAACGAUCUAUUUGAAGAUGUUUUGGAGGAGAAUGAUGAGCAUGAUGAAGAGGAAGAUGCACUAAACAUCUCCUCCAUGUCUCUCCUCACCCCGCUGGCAGAGACUGUGGCCGCUGUGGCCAAGAGCCCCGAGAGGAAAGUCAUGGUGAGUCUUGCAGAGACUUCAACCCCAGCCAGCUCAUUUAUUGAGAAAAAUGGGACUCCUGAGGGUGUAUCUAGGCCCACAAAAUUCCAAAGAACACGAAUGCUUCAUGCUGCCUCUUCUGACAGCAUUGAGACCCUAGAAGAACAGAAACUUCCCUACAGUAUCGAUGCAUACAGAUCAACCAGAGUGAAAGAGACUGAGAGACCUCAGGUGAAACAGGUGAUUGUGAGGAAGGAAGAUGUGUCACAAAGAAUGGAAGAGACCCAAAAUACCAGUCACAUUAACAUUAAACAAAAGAUGCAGAUUUUGACCAAUGAGAUGAACAUGCAGCAGACAGUGAUCCAUCAAGCCAGUCAGGCAUUGAACUGCUGCACAGAUGAGGAGCAUGGAAAGGGCUCUCAGGUUGAGGCUGAAGCUGAGCGGCUGCUGCUUAUAGCCACUGAGAGGAGGGUGGCUCUGAAAGCUGAGCUGGAUCGGCUGAAGGCAGAGGGACCAGCAGUUCAGAAGAAGAGCUCUUCCAAAGCUCAGGAUGACAUGGGCGUGUCUGCCACCAAAGGCUCCAUCACACUGCAAGACCUUCGAUUACCUCUUAAGGCUGACUUUGUCUGUUCUACCGCUAAUAAGCCUGAAGCUGGAAGCCAUUACUUCUUUGUGGUGAUCCGUGCUGGAGCUCAAAACAUGGUUGCUACUCCUCUGGCCAGCACCAACAAUGCACUCAGUGGGGAUGCCUUGACCUUUUCCACCAAGUUCACUUUGUCUGAUGUGUCCAGUGACUUUGAAAUUAAUAUUGAGGUCUACUAUCUUGUUCUGAAACGUGAGCUGGUUGUUGAUAAAAGAAAGAAGCCCGCCAAGUCCAAGGCAAUAACUCCCAAGAGAUUCCUUGCAAUCACUAAAAGCAAUCUCCAAACACCUGUAGUGGCAAGCCCUGGGGGUCCGAAUUCAGUGCGUACCAGCAACUUUGCUCUUGUUGGUUCACACAAGUUAACCUUGGCUGCUAUUGGAAAACACAAAUUUCCCCUGGAAAAGAUCAAAUAUGAAGGGUGUGAGAGCAGGCUUCUCAGUGACAUGUUUCAGAAUAAGGUGCCCUUUCUCUGUCCUUUGGAGGGCCAUAUUUACCUCAAGGUGCACUGUGAGGUUGACUCUCAUGUGCAGGAAAGAGGCUUUUUGACCAUGUUCGAGGACGUCAGUGGCUUUGGAGCCUGGCACAGGAGAUGGUGUGUCCUCUCCGGGUACUGCAUCUCCUACUGGACUUAUCCUGAUGAUGAAAAACGCAAGAAUCCUAUCGGUCGUAUCAAUUUGGCAAGCUGUACGAGUCGUAAAGUGGAGCCUGCUAACCGCGAGUUCUGUGCCCGGCCCAACACCUUUGAACUGAUUACAGUGAGACCACAAAGGGAUGAUGACAAAGAAACUCUGGUCAGCCAGUGCAAGAACACGAUGUGUGUCACAAAGAACUGGCUUAGUGCCGACACUAAAGAAGAGAGAAAUCUGUGGAUGCGGAAGCUCAAUCAAAUCCUGGUGGACCUGCGCAUGUGGCAGCCAGACUCGUGUUACAGGCCAAUGUGACCCUGACAGAGACAAAACCUCACAGGUCCGAAGUCUACGUGACAUGUCAAACUGUUUGCCGAGAAGUGCAAUACAAUAUCAGUUACGAAAUGUUUACAGUGGAAUAUAAAGUUGAGGAAUUGUAUAUUUGACUAAAGUCAUGGACAUGGGAGAUUAAAAUUCAAUAACGCAAUACUCAACAUUUUAAAGAUUUCGUAGGAGAGAAUAAUUCACCUUAAAUUGUUUGUAAAGGGCAGGUGCUGAUGUUUAGAACAGCUAAACGAUAACUGUACAGCUUAACGUAAACCUGAACAGUGUAUUGAAUUACAAAUGGCUUUACAAUAUGGGGGGGGAAGCCAUGUGUUUGUUAAUGAAAUCAGUGUCACACUGUAGGUUUUCACUUGAGUACAGGAAGCGGGGUUUAGUUUGAGUUGGCAGGGUUACUGCAGUUUAAAGCUCUAUACUAUAUAUUGAAGAGUUUUCUUCAUAAAAUGCACUUGCUGCAUUUAGAUUUGUAAAAUUUCUGAUUCAGUCUUUAUAUUUGAACCAGAUUUUGUCUGACUGCCAGUAUAUAUUCUGUAAUAAAAUAUGGAAUUAGUAACUGCUUCAGUUAUAGUGGAAUAAUGUGUACCCAGUAGCUUAAACCACACAAGCGUUUUCAGUGUUAUUUUAAGCCGUCCUGCAUAUAAUCAUAACACACAGGACAGUGUUUGUUUAAUAUUAAACCCUGAGUGUUUGCUGCACACAAUAUAUUGAACUACAGCGCUUGGAUUUUAUUAAUACAAUUUAAAUAAUACAAUUUCAUGCUUGCAUCUUGGAUGUUUUAUGGUGCGAUGUUACUUUAAUAUAUUUGUAAAUAUUAAGAACACUUUCAAUGAUCAGGAGGGUUGCUUGGUUCACUUUUAUUCAGGGAAAUUUUUAUUUUAGUUUUAUGUAUUUUCUUGCGGGGUGAACAAUGUCUAAGUACUUUAUAAACAUUUCAUUUCUAAACAUUUUGAAUUCGGCUGGUGUACAAAACUGAUGAUGGACGUCGGAACUGGGUUUUCUCCCUGUUUUAUUGAAUCAUCACUUAACUUUGAGAUGGUUUAUAAUGCAGAGGUGCCAAGACUGUAAUCUGAGCUGUUGAAAGUAAAACCCUCCAUGCACACUUCAUGUCUAUAGCUGCUUUAACCGUUUUAUCUUGCAGUAGAUCUUUUAAGAUAAAAGAUCUAUAUCCUGCCAGUUUCUGAGUGCAUGUGGACUAUUUAGACAAGUGUAGUUUUUCUUAUUGAUGCAAAAGACAAUGGCUUUUACUUUUAUACUAGCAUUUUAUUCUAUUAAUUUGGCUUAAAUGCACACAGAUUCCUGCUAAAAAAAAAAAAGAAAGCCUUAAUACGGUGUUGUGAUGUACUAUGACUAGUGAAUACAUUUACUAAGGCACUUGUAUGCUUAUUGGUUUCCCACCCUGUUUGAAACACUCCAAAUGUAGUAUCAAGAAAUAUGCACUCUAAUAAAAGCCAGCCGCUUUAACCAA